Olea europaea var. sylvestris is the source of this 1664-nucleotide messenger RNA. Its product is annotated as mitochondrial-processing peptidase subunit alpha-like. The transcript is spliced from 12 exons. Bases 137 to 1552 code for a protein of 471 amino acids. Gene Ontology annotation, biological process: proteolysis. Gene Ontology annotation, cellular component: mitochondrion. Gene Ontology annotation, molecular function: metalloendopeptidase activity; metal ion binding. Lineage: Eukaryota; Viridiplantae; Streptophyta; Magnoliopsida; Lamiales; Oleaceae. The record is from RefSeq and is a predicted model, not a curated record.
AAAUACUCGAAAUAAUAAAAAAAAAAAACUUCUCAUUUUUGCAGUCUUGACUGCAAUUUUUUCGAUCCCUAACCCUCGCAGUCUCUUCGGAUAAUCACCAUUUUUUUUCAAUUACCUAUAGAUCAUCGCCUUCAGCAUGUAUAGAACCACGGCUUCUCGCCUUAGGGCUCUCAAGGGUGGAAUGGGGCAUAGAGGGUUGGCUAGAUUUGUGAGUACAAGUGCUGUUGCAACCAAAUCAACAUCAGGCAGUUUCUUUAGCUGGUUGACGGGUGAACGAUCCUCUUCUGUUCCUCUAGACUUCCCUCUUAAGGAUAUUGCACUUCCUUCAAUUGGAUUAUAUGUUGAUUGUGGCUCAAUCUACGAAACUCCGGCUUCAUUUGGAGCCACGCACCUCUUAGAACGCAUGGCUUUUAAGACUACUACUAACCGGAGCCACUUGCGCAUUGUGCGUGAAGUUGAGGCAAUUGGUGGCAAUGUGACUUCUUCAGUCUCUAGGGAGCAUAUGAGUUACACCUACGAUGCUCUGAAGACUUAUGUUCCUCAAAUGGUAGAGCUCCUUGUUGACUGUGUGAGGAACCCUGCUUUUUUAGACUGGGAGGUUAGCGAACAGCUCCAGAAGAUGAGCGCUGAGAUUAGCGAGUACUCCAAAAAUCCUCAACAUGUACUUUUGGAGGCUAUUCAUUCAGCAGGUUACUCGGGUCCCUAUGCAAAUUCUCUUUUGGCUUCAGAAUCUGCAGUUAACAGAUUGAAUAGUACAGUUUUGGAGGAGUUUGUUGCUGAAAAUUACACUGCUUCCAGGAUGGUCCUUGCCGCGUCGGGUGUUGAACAUGACGAGCUACUAAAAUAUGCGGAGCCACUUCUAUCUGACUUACCCAAUGUACCCCGCCCUUCGGAGCCAAAGCCUGUUUACACUGGUGGUGAUUUUCGCCAUCAAGGGGAUUCAGGGGUGACUCACUUUGCUCUUGCCUUCGAACUUCUUGGGGGCUGGGCCAAGGAAAAGGAUUCCAUAAUUUUGACUGUUCUUCAGAUGCUUAUGGGAGGAGGUGGAUCUUUCUCAGCUGGUGGUCCUGGAAAGGGGAUGUACUCUAGACUAUAUCUGCGUGUGCUCAAUGAGCAUCCCCAGAUUCAGUCCUUUUCUGCAUUCAGUUCCAUUUACAAUCAUACUGGAUUAUUUGGAAUUCAAGCUUCAACUGGAUCUGACUUUGCAACGAAUGCCAUUGAUAUAGCAGUUAGAGAACUCAUUUCUGUUGCUACUCCAGGAGAAGUUGACCAAGUACAGCUCGACCGUGCUAAACAAUCGACAAAAUCUGCCAUUUUGAUGAACCUGGAAUCCAGAAUGGUUGCAUCAGAAGAUAUAGGUAAACAAAUUUUGACAUAUGGAGAGAGGAAACCCGUCGAGCAUUUCUUGAAAGCUGUAGAUGAAGUUACUGCUAAGGAUAUUGCUUCCAUAGUACAGAAGCUUUUGUCAUCUCCCCUCACGAUGGCAUCUUAUGGAGAUGUUCUUUACGUGCCAAGCUAUGAUGCGGUCAGCAGCAGGUUCCAUUCAAAAUGAAAUCGUCGUGAGGCACUCGUCAGGCACCUUUCCAAGUCUCAAGAUCGUCGUUUUUUUGGGUAAUUUGAGAAUUUUGGACCUCUUUUCACCGAUAGGUUGGACGAGUUACAUG